Torulaspora globosa is the source of this 318-nucleotide messenger RNA. RefSeq names its product Tmh11p (gene TMH11). The transcript has a single exon. Lineage: Eukaryota; Fungi; Ascomycota; Saccharomycetes; Saccharomycetales; Saccharomycetaceae. Gene Ontology annotation, cellular component: membrane. The record is from RefSeq and is a predicted model, not a curated record. Bases 1 to 318 code for a protein of 105 amino acids.
AUGGAACAUCCAGCAUAUACUUUGAGCUUACUAGCCGCCACAGGCGGCAUCAUGGGCUACGCCCGCAAGAGAUCCGUUCCCUCCCUCGUCGCAGGCCUCGUUUUCGGCGGCAUCUACGGAUACGCGGGCUACUUGCUCCACCACAACCGCGACAACGGUCUCGAGAUAGCUCUGGGAGCCUCGCUGGUCAUGAUGGCCACCGGCGUUGCAAGAGGCAUCCCCUCGCGCUUCCGCAAGCCGGUCCCACUCGCCCUGACCGUCCUCGGCUCCCUGGGCUCCUACUACUACUACAACAAGUACAGGGAGUUCUACCCCUGA